GGGCCUUUCACAGGUAGCCUGGGAAGUUGAGGGGUCCCGGGUCACAGGUGCGCAACCCCCGAGCGCGGGAAACUUGUCCCGGCGGCGUCUGGCUCUGCAGCGCCUCCUGUCGGCCGAGGCACCGCCCUGCGGCCUGAGAAGGGUGAGGUCGCGCGCGGCCCCAGCGCGAAGCCAGCCCCCGGCGGCGAGGACACCCGAGCACCCCGCAAGUCUGUCUCCGCGAGCCGCCCACCCUCGGGUCGGGUGCCGCGUCUAUACGGAGGAGCGCGGGGGCGGGGCUGCGAACUGCAGUUGCUAUUAAGAGUUUUGGCAAAUCCGCUCCCGGCUCCACUUCUCCUGGCCAAUAGGAAGUAGCCUAGGGCGCAGAGGCGGAAAGUACGGCCACACGAACAGGCAUGACAGCCAAUCAGCCGCCGGCCUCGCUUCCGCGCUCCAACCCGCGCCGAGAGCGGGCCUGGGGGAGGCCGGGGCAGCUGUCAGGCUAAAGUCCGGCUAGCGAGCGCGGCGGGACGGCGGCGGCGGCGGCGGGACGGGCCCUGGAGAUGAGCCGUGGCGCCGCGGGCUGGUGCUGUCUCGUGCUCUGGCUGCCCGCGUGCGUCGCGGCCCACGGCUUACGCAUCCAUGACUACUUAUACUUCCAAGUGCUGAGUCCUGGGGACAUUCGCUACAUCUUCACAGCCACACCUGCCAAGGACUUUGGUGGUAUAUUUCACACACGGUAUGAGCAGAUCCACCUCGUCCCUGCUGAACCUCCAGAGGCCUGUGGGGAACUCAGCAACGGCUUCUUCAUCCAGGACCAGAUCGCUCUGGUGGAAAGGGGGGGCUGCUCCUUCCUCUCCAAGACCAGGGUGGUCCAGGAGCAUGGCGGGCGAGCUGUGAUCAUCUCGGACAAUGCCGUGGACAAUGACAGUUUCUACGUGGAGAUGAUCCAGGAUAGUACUCAACGCACAGCUGACAUUCCUGCCCUCUUCCUGCUCGGCCGAGAUGGCUACAUGAUCCGAAGGUCUCUGGAACAGCAUGGGCUGCCGUGGGCCAUCAUCUCUAUCCCAGUCAAUGUCACCAGUAUCCCCACCUUUGAGCUGCUGCAACCUCCCUGGACGUUCUGGUAGAAAGGCUGACUCCAGGUGCCAGCCACAGGUGAUUCACUUGGAAGAGGAAACCUAAGAUUCUGCCACUUGGAGUUUGGAGAUAGACUCUGAGGACAAGUAGAGCCAGGGAGGGGACAGGGAAGCCACACGACUGGCUUUCUCUUCCCUGGGACCUGCAAGGACAUCUCAUUCUCCAGCAAGAGGCAAGAACCAGACCCAAGGCUUCUGGCUAGAACUGGGAACAAAAGGUGCUGAAGGCAGGUGGCCUUGUCAUCUGCAACCUGUCAUACACCACCAGUUUCAGCCUCCUGCAGCCAGGACCUCCUCACAGUGAGCCUUGUAGCUGUUGCUGGAAUGGUUUAAAGAACUGGUAUUCCGGGACUAAGGAUCCCCUACUUGUUAGCAAUAAAGCUAAAUAAAGCUCAUUAGGUUUGUA
Molecule: messenger RNA, 1524 nt
Organism: Peromyscus maniculatus bairdii (prairie deer mouse)
Lineage: Eukaryota; Metazoa; Chordata; Mammalia; Rodentia; Cricetidae
Gene: Pradc1
Product: protease associated domain containing 1
Source: RefSeq, a predicted model, not a curated record